This is a messenger RNA of Sarcophilus harrisii (Tasmanian devil), 781 nucleotides long. RefSeq names its product BAF nuclear assembly factor 1 (gene BANF1). The transcript has 3 exons. Bases 131 to 400 code for a protein of 89 amino acids. The record is from RefSeq and is a predicted model, not a curated record. Gene Ontology annotation, molecular function: DNA binding. NCBI's taxonomy places the organism in Eukaryota, Metazoa, Chordata, Mammalia, Dasyuromorphia, Dasyuridae.
ACCCGGAAGCGGAAGCCGGCACACGCCGUGCAGUAUUGAGGCAGAGGCGGGAGAGGCCAGUUGCUGGGAUUGUGACCGUUACAGGAGCCGGAGCCGGAGCCGGGGUAGCGGCGCACAGGUCUGAGGAGCCAUGACGACCUCCCAGAAGCACCGGGACUUCGUGGCGGAGCCCAUGGGGGACAAGCCCGUGUGCUGCCUGGCGGGCAUCGGAGAAGUGCUAGGCAAGAAGCUGGAGGACAAGGGUUUCGACAAGGCCUAUGUGGUUCUAGGCCAGUUCCUGGUGCUGAAAAAAGACGAGGACCUCUUCCGGGAGUGGCUCAAAGACACCUGCGGGGCAAAUGCCAAGCAGUCUCGGGAUUGCUUUGGCUGCCUUCGAGAGUGGUGUGAUGCCUUCUUGUGAGCCCUGUGCCUGGGGGCCGGCCCCCCUUUACCCCUCAGAUGGGCUUCACAGUUAGCACCCCCAAGUGGGAAAUCCUGUCCCUCCUUCCCUUCCCACUCCCAAGAAAAGGAAAGAUUUUUGCUGCCGCCCCUCCUUGGGACACCUUCCCCCCUCCACUCGUUUUGACACAAGUCUCCCCGCCCGCACCUCAGCAUGUCUCCUGUCCCGUAAAUUCCAGUGGCGAUAGUUAUUAGCUUUCCUGGGUGGGUCUCUGGAGUGACUUCCCCACUCCCUAAACCCCCACUUCUUGUUUCUUUUAUGCCAUUUGGAUAGUUUUGGCAAAAGAACAUUCACUGCCAUUGUAAAGCGUUUUUUAAAACUAAUAAAAGUCAGCAGCCUUGA